Mucor mucedo is the source of this 1551-nucleotide messenger RNA. Its product is annotated as dihydrolipoyllysine-residue succinyltransferase E2 component. Gene Ontology annotation, cellular component: oxoglutarate dehydrogenase complex. The transcript has 7 exons. The record is from RefSeq and is a predicted model, not a curated record. The coding region runs from base 74 to 1408 and encodes 444 amino acids. NCBI's taxonomy places the organism in Eukaryota, Fungi, Mucoromycota, Mucoromycetes, Mucorales, Mucoraceae. Gene Ontology annotation, molecular function: dihydrolipoyllysine-residue succinyltransferase activity. Gene Ontology annotation, biological process: tricarboxylic acid cycle.
UUAACUUUUUUUUUUCCCCACUAUUUUAACCUCCAUCUUUACUUUUUUUUUUUUUUUUUGUAAAUUUAAUAAAAUGCAAUAUUCUCGCGUAUCACCCCUUGCUCUUAGAAUCAGUCGUCUCUCUUCAACUGCUGCCUUACGUAGCGUUUCUCAAGUCAGAAACUUGCAUGUCCAAGUUCCUGCAUCUUUAUACACUGUUGGUUAUGAGCGUUUAAGACAAACAAACCGUCUCCAAAAGGGUGCUUUCAUGAACCAAAUCAGAACCUAUGCUGAUAAGGUUGUUAAGGUUCCUCAAAUGGCCGAGUCUAUUUCUGAAGGUACUCUCAAGCAAUGGGUGAAACAGGUUGGUGAUUUCGUUCAACAAGAUGAAGAAGUUGCUACCAUUGAAACCGAUAAAAUUGAUGUCACUGUCAACUCUCCCGCAUCAGGUACUAUUGUCGAAGUCUUUGCCCAAGAAGAAGACAAUGUCUCUGUUGGUGCUGAUUUCUUCAGAUUGGAACUUGGUGAUGCUCCCAAAGAAGGUUCCGCUCCUGCAGCAAAGAAAGAAGAAGUAAAGGAAGAGAAGCCUGUUGAGGAAAAGAAGGAAGAACCCAAGAAGGAAGAAGUCAAGAAGGAGGAACCUAAGGCUGCUGCUCCCAAGGCUGCUGCCCCUAAGGCUGCUUCUGCUUCUGCUCCUGCUGAAGCUCAAGAAGAAAAGGCCUAUGGUAACCGUGGUGAAAGCCGUGUCAAGAUGAACCGUAUGCGUCUCAGAAUCGCUGAACGUCUUAAGCAAUCUCAAGAUACUGCUGCUUCAUUAACCACUUUCAACGAAAUCGAUAUGACCAACUUGAUGAACCUCCGUUCCGAAUAUAAAGAUGCCGUUGUCAAGAAGCACGGUGUUAAGUUCGGUUUCAUGUCUGCUUUCGUCAAGGCCUCUGCUACCGCCCUUGAAGAAAUUCCCGCCGUCAACGCUUCCAUUGAUGGUCAAGAAAUCGUCUACCACGAUUUCGUUGAUAUGAGUGUUGCUGUCUCUACACCCAAGGGUUUAGUCACUCCUGUCCUCCGUAACGUUGAAGAUAUGGGUCUCAUUGAUGUUGAAAAGAACAUUGCUGAACUCGGUAAAAAGGCUCGUGAUAACAAGAUUACCAUUGAAGAUAUGGCUGGUGGAACCUUCACUAUCUCCAACGGCGGUGUCUUUGGUUCUUUGAUGGGUACACCUAUCAUCAACUUGCCUCAAACUGCCAUUUUAGGUAUGCACGCUAUUAAGGAAAGACCCAUUGUUGUUGAUGGAAAGAUUGAGAUCCGUCCCAUGAUGUAUGUUGCCCUUACCUAUGAUCACAGACUUGUCGAUGGUCGUGAAGCCGUUACAUUCUUGGUUAGAAUCAAGGAACUCGUUGAAGAUCCCAGAAGACUUCUUUUGGGUGUUUAAAUUUUAGAUGAUUACAACCCUAUCCCCCUACACACACACACACAAACCAUUUUGAUUUUUUUUGCAUUUUUUCCCCUUCUCUUAUUAAUAAACAACACACACACCACCACCACCCCACACACACACACACAACAAACACACUC